AUGAAGUUCGACGUGAACAUCCUGCGAUACAUCGAGAAGGACGCGUGGCGCGUCCUGGUCUCGGUGGAGAUGGGCAUGAAGAAUCACGAGCUCGUGCCCGUGGAGCUCGUGAACGCGAUAUCCGGACUGAAGCACGGCGGCGCGCACAAGUGCGUCAGAGAGCUCCUGAAGCACAAGCUCGUGCAUCACGAGAACCAAAAGUACGACGGGUACCGCCUGACGCCGCUCGGGUACGACUUUCUCGCGAUCAAGGCGUUCGUCAACCGAGGCGCCAUCGUAGGCGUCGGGCGACGCAUCGGCGUCGGGAAAGAGUCCGACGUGUUCGAAGUCAUCACCGAAGACGGCGAGACGCUCGCGAUGAAGCUGCAUCGGCUGGGACGCACGUCGUUCAGGGCGGUGAAGCAGAAGCGCGAUUACGUCAAGGCGACGACGACGCACAUGAACUGGCUGUACCUGAGCCGGCUGGCGGCGCUGAAGGAGCACGCGUUCAUGAAGGCGCGUUCUAUCUCACACUGGUUCCCAUACGACCGCGCGCUCGGGGAACACGGGUUCCCGGUGCCCGUCGCGGUGGACGUGAACCGACACGCGGUGCUGAUGACCAUGAUCGACGGCGUCCCGCUGACGCAGAGGUACAGGCUGAGAGAGCCCGGACGGGUGUAUCGACAGUGUAUCGACCAGCUGUCGAACCUCGCGGCGCGCGGGUUGGUGCACUGCGACUUCAACGAGUUCAACAUCAUGGUCAACGAGGACGAGGACAUCACGAUCAUCGACUUCCCGCAGAUGGUGAGCACGCGGCAUCCGAACGCGGAGGAGCUGUUCGUCAGGGACCUGAAGUGUCUGCACAAGUUUUUCCUUCGAAGGUACGACUACCGCGCGGAGGAGGACGACGAGGGGCGGGAAGAUCCGGCGUUUCGCGACGUCGCCGUCGGCGGCGUCGGCCGAGGCGAGGGCGCGGACGUCAAGCGGAGUUUGGACGUGUCCUUGCGCGCGAGUGGGUUCAGUCAGGACGCGGUGAAGGAGUUGGACGCGCACGUCGAGGCGACCAGGAAGGACAAGGAGGAGGAGGAGGAGGAGGAGGAGGAG
Molecule: messenger RNA, 1083 nt
Organism: Micromonas pusilla CCMP1545
Lineage: Eukaryota; Viridiplantae; Chlorophyta; Mamiellophyceae; Mamiellales; Mamiellaceae
Exons: 2
Biological process (GO): maturation of SSU-rRNA; protein phosphorylation
Cellular component (GO): cytosol; nucleus; preribosome, small subunit precursor
Molecular function (GO): ATP binding; protein serine/threonine kinase activity
Source: RefSeq, a predicted model, not a curated record